Onychomys torridus (southern grasshopper mouse) is the source of this 696-nucleotide messenger RNA. It is a transcript of the gene Il22ra2, whose product is annotated as interleukin 22 receptor subunit alpha 2. The transcript is spliced from 5 exons. The record is from RefSeq and is a predicted model, not a curated record. Gene Ontology annotation, molecular function: interleukin-22 receptor activity; protein binding. The coding region runs from base 1 to 696 and encodes 231 amino acids. Lineage: Eukaryota; Metazoa; Chordata; Mammalia; Rodentia; Cricetidae.
AUGAUGCCGAAGCAUUACUUUCUAGGCUUCCUCAUCAGGUCCCUGCUGGCCAGUGGAACAGAAACCCAGCCAGUCCAUGGAGCUCUGAAGCCUCAGAAGGUCCAAUUUCAGUCCAGAAAUUUCCACAACGUUUUGCGCUGGCAGCCAGGGAGCUCCCUCACCGCCAAUGGCAGUGUCUACUUUGUGCAGUACAAAAUGUAUGGACAGAGACAAUGGGAAAAUAAAACGGACUGCUGGGGGACCACAGCGCUCUUUUGUGACCUGACCAAUGAAACCUUAGACCUGUAUGAGCCAUACUAUGGGAGGGUGAUGACAGCCUGGGCUGGGAGGCACUCUGCCUGGAGCAUGACAUCCCGCUUCACCCCGUGGUGGGAAACAAAGCUAGACCCUCCGGUUGUGACUGCAAUCCAAGUGAAUGCAUCUUUGCUGGUUCUCCUGCAUACCCCAGAGCUGCCAUACAGAAACCAAGAUGGAAAAAAUACGUCUAUGGAAAGUUACUAUGACUUAGUAUACCGAGUUUUCAUAACUAACAAUUCACUGGCAAAGGAGCAAAAGGCCUAUGAAGGAACUCAGAGAAUGGUUCAAAUUGAAGGUCUGACAGCCCGUUCCAGUUACUGCAUAGCAGCUGACAUAUAUCAGCCCAUGUUAGACAGAAAAAGCCCAAGAAGUGAGCGGAGAUGUAUGAAGAUUCCAUGA